GUUGUCUGGCCGCGAGUGCGAGCGUCGCAGCGCGAGCGGACGGCCGGUUGACGGAGCGCGAGCUGCUGCCGUCGGUUGCGGCGGAGCGACGCGUCGCCCAGGGCUCCGGACGGGCAGUUCAAGGAACUGCCAUGAAGGCAACGCUAGGUCAUGUGACCUGUCCAUUUGGAUGAUACUAAGAAGGACAUCAUGUCAUCAUGUGUCUCAAGCAGAUCGACUGCUAGGAAGCCUAUUAACAAGGAUGAACAAUGUGGUAACAGCGUCGAUCAGCCAGAUAUUAGUAGUGGUCUAUCAUCCCUAAACAUUGACUUAGGUAUGGAGUCUUUCAUUAUUGUAACUGAAUGUGAUCAGAACGUCACUGGCGGUGAGCUAGGACAAAAUGGAGAAGAAAUGCUGGAAGAUGAACCUAUGCAAGACAGUAAUGAAGAGAUCAGACCAUGUUGUGAUAAAUCUGCAGGACGAUUAGAAAGAGCUCAGUCAGAAGAUGUCCGAAUACCUAGAAUUAGGUUAAAUAUGUCAGAUCGGAAGCUAUCUCUUCAAGAAAGAUCUAAUUUGACACAGUCAUCUGGAAGCUGCUCAACCAUUAAUGGACGUUAUAUUUAUCCUUCUUUACCAUAUUCUCCAAUUACAUCACCACAUUCUUCUCCUCGAUUGCCUCGUCGGCCAACAGUUGAGUCUCACAGAGUGUCAAUUACAGAUCUGCAGGAUUGUGUGCAGUUAAACCAGUACAAGUUAAAAGAUGAAAUUGGAAAGGGUUCCUAUGGAGUUGUCAAACUGGCAUAUAAUGAAGAUGAUAACACCUACUAUGCAAUGAAAGUCCUUUCUAAAAAGAAGUUAAUAAAGCAAGCUGGAUUUCCUCGUCGUCCUCCACCUAGAGGUGCCAAAGCAAUUCCACAAACCUCAGUGCAGCCUAAAGGACCUUUGGAUUGUGUGUACCAAGAAAUUGCUAUUCUGAAAAAGUUGGAUCAUCCAAAUGUGGUCAAGCUAAUUGAAGUGCUUGAUGACCCCAAUGAGGAUCAUUUGUAUAUGGUUUUUGAAUUAGUGAAACAAGGCCCUGUGAUGGAAAUUCCAACUAAUAAACCCUUGACAGAAGAACAAGCACGAUUCUACUUCCAAGAUUUGACCAUGGGAAUUGAAUUUUUGCAUUAUCAAAAGAUCAUUCAUCGUGACAUUAAACCUUCCAAUCUUUUGGUUGGAGAAGAUGGACGUAUCAAAAUUGCUGAUUUUGGGGUUAGCAAUCAGUUUGAAGGAACUGAUGCUCUUCUAACCAGCAGCGUGGGCACUCCUGCAUUUAUGGCCCCAGAGACUAUUUUAGAAUCCAGGAGGAAUUUUCAUGGAAAGGCUUUGGAUGUCUGGGCGAUGGGUGUCACAUUAUACUGCUUUGUUGUGGGGCAAUGUCCCUUUAUGGAUGAUCAUAUAUUAAGUCUGCAUAACAAAAUUAAGAACCAUCUGGUGGAAUUUCCUGAGCAGUCAGAGCUCUCUGAAGAGGUGAAGGAUCUUAUUUUUAAAAUGUUAGAUAAAAACCCAGAAACCAGAAUUACUGUUUCACAAAUCAAGUUGCAUCCAUGGGUAACGAGAUAUGGUGCUGAAACACUCCCUACAGAGGAUGAGAAUUGUACGCUUGUUGAAGUAACUGAAGAGGAGGUUGAGAAUUCUGUAAAACAUAUUCCAAGCCUAGCAACAGUGAUUCUUGUUAAAACAAUGUUACGCAAACGCUCCUUUGGAAACCCUUUUGAGGGGAAUAGGAGAGAGGAAAGGUCUUUGCCUGCAUCAGGAAGCAUUCUUGUAAACAUUUCUCAUGGAUGACACAAACUUCAAAAUGACAUAGAACUUCCAGGAUGUGCUGGCCAUUGGUACAGAAGUGGUGAUGAUGAUUGAAAGAGUUAAAAUAUAGGUGGAUGGGAGGCAUAAAGCAGUGCUUGUUGGUUAUACAAAAGAACAUAUUUUGUCCAAAGAAUAAUUGGAAUAAACAUGUACUUAUUAUUGAUUUUAAUAUCAUUAGAGCUUAAAGAGGGUAGGAAGUAAUGAAUCUUGUUUAAACAAGAAACUGAAUGCUGGAACCUGGAGCAACAAACUAACUGCUGGAACUCAGUGGGUCAUGUCACAUCUGUGGAGGCAGAAGAAAUGGUUAUUGUUUAGAGUUGAGGCCUUGCAUCAGGACUGAGGGUGUAGAAAGAACGUAGUGAAUAUACAUUGGUCACAAGGAGGGAUGAGACAGAGGCAGGGAGGUAAUAGAUAGAGCCAGAUGGAGGAGGAUGAUGGCCAGAUGGAGGCAAAGAGAAAAAGGGGGAAUGGUGUGUUAGAGCUUGAUAAGUGAAAGCUGCAAACAAAGUGGGGGUUGAUGAAGAAGCAGAUGAUUCUCACAUGGUUCUAUCUGGCUAUCAUCCCUCCCUUAUCUGUUCCACCUGUCACCUACCAGCCUCUGUGUCUACCCUUCCCACUCCCCUUGCCAAUACAACACUAUAGGCUUAUUCUUUCCUUUUUCUAUUUGUACUUUCAUCUACAAGCCUCUUGUUACCCCUCUUUCUUCUUUAUGUUAGCUAUCUUCCUGCUGUUCUCUGAGUCCUGAUGCAGGGUCUCAACCCAAGAUGUUAAGAUCAUUCCCUUGCCUCCACAAGUGCUGCUUGACCAGCUGAAAUCUAGCAGUUUUUGUCUUGGAUCUCUUGAAAUUUUGUAAUCAAUGAAAGUAAGCAAUUUUCCUAUGUACUAAUAAAAGAAUCACACCUAAAUCAUGAUGAAUAUUUUAUAGUUUUGAUAAACAGUGAGCAACUUUUUGUAUGGAAAGAAGCAUUUAAAGAGAAAAGAAAUGAUGCCUUAAUCUGCAUUCAUAUAUAACUAUCACAGAUCUAUGAUUUUUUUGCUCAUUGUUUCUUUCUUUGGCAUCUUUUCAUAUGGCAUCUGAAAGAUUCAGUCAUGGUGAUAUGGAUAUGAAUUUGAAGUGCAAAUGCCAUUAGAUGCCAGUUGUAUAAACGUUGUAAUCCCAGACUUAUUUCUGUAUGUUGAAAUAUGCUAGCUUUCUUUAUAGCAAAGAUUCAUAAAAGCACUAUCUUGUACGGUGAGCUUCUCAAAUCUCAGUGGUAUUUUUAAGUGUCUAGCUGUUGUCAGAUACAAAAGAAACACAUUUUCUGAAGCUUGCUUAUACAAGAAAAUAGCUUAUUCUAAUCGAAAGGUUCAUGUGAAGUAUAAUAUCUAUGAUGAUUAAGUUAAUAAUGCCACUAUCACCAGAGUGUUGAAUGCUGUUCACAAAUUCAACCUAAAAGUGAAAGUAUCAACUGUCAAAUGCUUGUUCAUUUUUGUGUAAACUUUCCACCAAUUUCCAGAAAAAACAAGUCAGGAAAUAUGAAAUACUGCUAUUUGCAUAGUAGUCAAAGGUAAACACUUAAUUUGAGUAUACAAGUCUACAUGUUAUAUCAUGCAACUAAUAACUUUAAUUGCAUCAUGUUCUGUGACAUAAUGUGUGAACCAGGACCUUAAAGGGUAUCAAUAUGAAUCAGUUUUCCCUUGGAAUUUUUAAAGGUUAUGUAAAGAAUUCUCAUUUACUGUAUUGAUAAUGCAAAACAUCUCAAUGUGUUCUAUAGAUAUAUUUGUAAUACAUGCACUGGACUGCUUGUACACAUUUGGUCACACUGUGUCACAGCUGCUUAAAUAUGGAGCACAAGUGACAAAGUUUAUAGUGGAUUUCACAUUAAUUUACAUAUAAAUCCCAAACUAAUGGCCCUGGCAAGCCCCGGUGUUCUGAUUUUUGUAAUGACUUGCUUGUAAUCAGUUCCAAAAUCAGUACAGGUAAAGCAUGGCAAAAGAGGAGUUAAAACUCUACAUGCAAUUGAACCACCUCAUAGAUGCUAUCAGUAUUCAUGAGCAGUAAAUGGACUAUUAAGUGCUGAUAUUUAAUAAAUCUAAUAUUCCUGGUUAUUGCACAGUCAUUCUGUUAGCAAAGUCCUAUCAGGUUAGAAAAAAGAUCAAUUUGCUCCUUUUACCUGAUAAUUCAAUACUGGUAGUUCACUGUUAAAAUUUGUGCAUUAUGGCUAAGUGUUAUUACUGGUUAGCUGAUUUUUGUUGGACGUUAACUCAAACACUCCCAAGCUAUGCAAUGGGGAAUUAACUCUUAAUUAAGUCAACAUUGAAAUAUUCUUUAUCCUAUUGGAAUGGAUCACACAUUAUUUAAGAGGGCAGUUACAUCCAGAGAUGAGUAUUGUCUUCUUUGCUGCAUGGUGCUUCCUAAAGCAUGCUUGAAAUUUUGAGAGAUAACAAACAAAUUGUCACAAUAUUGAUAGCAUGGUGCUUAUUGUGUGCAUGCACAAGUUUGCAUUUUGCCAGUAAUCAAAUGCACUAAGCAAUAUCGAAGUUAAGUCAGAUAUGCCAUUGCACCAAAUUGAGUAUUAUAAAUUACUGCAAUUUGAAAGUAUAACAUGAAUUUAAUAAUUCAGAAUUUUGCAGUAUAACCAGGGGAAGUUUGUUUCAUCAAAUGUAUUUUAAAAGAAAAAUCUCAUUAUUUGUUUCCAGUUUCAUUUUGGUUCAUUCUGGUAACUUUUGUUUUCAUAUCAACAUUACAGGUCACUGAGCAAUAAGUUUCAUAAGCUGUAUUUGAUUAAGUAAAAGAUUAAAUUUGUCAAAUGGUA
Molecule: messenger RNA, 4619 nt
Organism: Hypanus sabinus (Atlantic stingray)
Lineage: Eukaryota; Metazoa; Chordata; Chondrichthyes; Myliobatiformes; Dasyatidae
Product: calcium/calmodulin-dependent protein kinase kinase 2-like
Exons: 17
Coding region: 190-1806 (538 amino acids)
Biological process (GO): CAMKK-AMPK signaling cascade; protein phosphorylation; activation of protein kinase activity
Molecular function (GO): ATP binding; protein kinase activity
Source: RefSeq, a predicted model, not a curated record